AUGAUUAGUUUUAAAUUACUAGCAUAUUUUUGUUUCAUUGGAUUAGCGUUGUCCGAUUAUACUACUAACAUUCAGCUUGCUAUGAUUAAAAGUGGCACCAGCGAACCAAUCUUGUUAGGAAUUACGGAAUACAGUGACGGGUGCUACUUGGUGCCUGACCCAGAUUCCCAAUUGACAUUUUACUAUGAUAAUGUUGCAGAUAAUUUAUACACUCAAGGGGGUUUAGUUCUUAAUUCAGAUGGAGAUGACGAUAGUUUAAUUUUUCAAUCCGUUGCACUUAAUGGAGGGGAUUUCUUCUUUUUUCAAGAAGGAGAUGUUAAUCAGUUAGCUUAUACAGAAGUUGCAGUUUAUUAUCUUGUAACAACAGACAUUGGAACUGUCAUAUCAGUCGAUGACGACACAGGUAUCCCAGUAAUAAUAAUCCAGGUGACAAGCAAUGGUUCCCUGUCAAGUUCUUCUUUACGCAGUUCUUCGUCUGACAAUGCAUCUUCCUCCGAUUCUGAAACAACAUCGUCUACUUCCCUUGAUUGUGAGUCAACAGACUCCUCAUAUUAUAAUACAUAUGUGUCAUUUUUUUUACAAGUGGCUUCAAGUCUGAAUUAUAUAUAUUUUGAAUUAAACUCACCUGCAGAAAGAAUUGUGAUGUUUACUCUUGAUUCAGAAGGAACUUUGCUAUACGACAAUAGUGCGAGUAUACCUCCUGGAAAUGCUGGUACAGUGUUUGAUCUCCUUUCACAAGAUGAUCUAGAGAAUACCCAAUUUUCAAUUGUUAGUGCGGAAGGCAGUUUGUAUUUGCAAUAUGCCGGUAGUAUCACAUUCUUUUAUUGUAUCACAACAGGUACGAUUGGGUUAACCAACUCUGCUGAAUGUCCUGCAGCGAAUAUUUUAGUUAUUGAUCCGGUUUAUGCAACCUCUUACGAUGGGCCAAACUAUUGUUCCCUGACAUCUUCACCUUCAUCGUCUUACUCGCCUUCAUCGUCUUACUCGCCUUCAUCGUCUUACUCGCCUUCAUCGUCUUACUCGCCUUCAUCAUCUUACUCGCCUUCAUCGUCUUACUCGCCUUCAUCAUCUUACUCGCCUUCAUCAUCUUACUCGCCUUCAUCGUCUUACUCGCCUUCAUCAUCUUACUCGCCUUCGUCAUCUUACUCGCCUUCAUCAUCUUACUCGCCUUCAUCAUCUUACUCGCCUUCAUCAUCCUAUUCAUCGUCGACUUCAAGUCAUGUGGAUUCUCACUUGUAUUCCUCAUCGUCAGAAGUAUCUAGUUUUUUUAAUUCAUCAAGCUCAGCUUCAAGUUCUUCAGCGACUUAUUCUGCAUCUGUGUCAUCAUACACUUCCUCAAGCAUAACAUAUAGCUCCAGUUCGUUGUAUCCAUCCCCCGAAACUUCUCCGAGCAGUUCACCUGCUGUUUCAUCAUCUGAAUCAGUGUUCACUUCCGAAUCGACUGAGUAUUCAAGUUCAUAUUCUUCUUCUUAUAGUACUUUAAGUAUCAGUGAAUCUGAAUCCUCUAGUUCGUUAAUAUCAUCUUCCUACCAUCCAUCGCUGUUUUCAUUCCACUACUAUCCUAAUUCAACAAGUUUGUCUUUCCUGUCCAGUGCUUCACUUACGUCAUUAAGUUCAUUCCCGUCUGCUCCAUUGUCUUCUGCAUCUGAAACAACCAGUAGCACUGGAAGCUCUAGCUCAAACUCUGAGUCACUCACUCAAUCUAGUAUAAGUUCAGUUUACACUGGGUCGUCAUACCUUUUGACUUCUUCAUCCUCAGCUAGCUCGGGUGCACCAACUCUCAAUUCGGGAUCUUCAUCAUCGCCUCAAACUUCAGAGAACUCUUCUAGUGUUGAGGUGUCCAGUGGUAUCUCCACGGGAUUGACUUCGUUUGUACCAACCUCUCUGGUUCCAUCUUUAUCUUCAUCUGAAUCUCCUAGUCAAACUACUUUUACUUUCCAGAUCACUGCCGUUGCCAAUCCUCCAAUUGAUUAUAGAGAGGAUGUGUCUUGGAACGGAAGCGCAAUAACGCUCCAGGACAACGAUGGUCCAUUAUUUGAGUUAGCACUUCCAGGAGGAUUUAUCACUUUAGCUGGUUUAUUCCUUCAGGCUGAUGAAUCCACUGGUCUCUUCUUAGGCAACGCUCCAUUGGGCGGAUGGCUGUUUGUUGGUGAUCCUAUUUUAUCUUUGGAAGAUUUCGGUACGGAAUUCUACAUCUGUCCCGAACAGGCUGUUCCAUUGCAACUUUCGCUGAUGGCCACAGAUUGUUUUGUUGGUGAGUUGCAUAUAUUUGAGGCUGCUCCGACAUCUACUUCCACAACUUCUCCUAACUCCGAGCCAUUAUCAGGUUCGAGUGCUACAUCUGGUGCACCUAAUAACAAUAUUUCUAAUACAACUGGUUCACAAACUUCUGGUGUUGGGUCUACCAUAACCACUACUUAUACCUCCAAUGAGAUUAUCACUAUAACUCAGUGCCCUGCCACCGUUACCAACUGUCCUUUAAACUCAAUCAAAAUCAUCACCAUACCAUAUACUAUUACAACUACAUAUUGUCCUGAAUCUGGUGUAACUCAGCCAACUUUCACUUCUACCUAUACCUCGGCUGUUGCAGUAGUGGAAGGAACAGUAACAAAGGAAGUUAUCCGUACUUUUACCACAACUUACUGUCCAGAGUCAGGUAAGCCUGUGGAAUCAACAACUACAUCCUUAGAGACACAAGUUAUUGGUGAACUGACAAUUAUUGUGACACAUGUGAUAACACAAACUAUUAGUAAUUUAGUUCCAACAUCUUACACAACGUAUGAAGUCUUCGAAGUAACUGUUUCAAAUGGUGGCACCAAUUCUAUUGCUACAAUAACAGUUCCACGUAUUAUUAGUACUGAUAGUUUAGAAGCAGUAAGUACAGGUAAUUAUUCCCCUAUAACCUCAUCUUCUCCUUCAACAGCUGUUCCACGUAUUGUUAGUGCUGAUAGUUUAGAAUCAGUAAGUACUUCUAAUUAUUCUCCUAUAACCUCAUCUUCUCCCUCAACUGCUUUCACUUUUACAACCUUUAAUGGUGCGUACAGACUUAUUGGGUCCUUAAGUUCUGUACUUAUUUCUUUCAUUUUAUAUUUGUUCUAA
Messenger RNA from Scheffersomyces amazonensis, 3099 nucleotides. RefSeq lists its product as uncharacterized. The record is from RefSeq and is a predicted model, not a curated record. Bases 1 to 3099 code for a protein of 1032 amino acids. Lineage: Eukaryota; Fungi; Ascomycota; Pichiomycetes; Serinales; Debaryomycetaceae. The transcript has a single exon.